UGUGCAUGUUUGCAAUUGUAUAUACGUUUAAAAAAUUAUGACAAUAGAAAACUGUUUAAUACACACAAUGAACGGACAUAUUGCCCUUGUGUAUACAUUCUAUCAGGGUGGUCUUUGUUCCAGUUCGUAUAUUUCAUGUUAGGUUAAGAUUGGCUUUAUUUGUUGAGGUGGGGUUAGAGUUUUUAGGGCAAGGCGAAGAAAGCAAGGAAAAUAGCUCAGCAAAGAUUUGUCCAAAUGAAGAAAAUGAUAAGCCAAAGUGAUCCAAGGAUAAAGGAAGCCAAACGGGCACCUCCAAGAAAGAAGAAGCGAGAGGAUCCACAGGAAGUAAAAGUUCGGGAAGUACCACAAGUCUCGUCAGCUCUCUUCUUUCAAUACAAUACACAGCUUGGGCCACCUUACCACAUCCUUGUUGAUACCAAUUUUGUCAACUUUUCCAUAAAGUAUAAAUUGGAUAUCAUACAGAACAUGAUGGACUGUCUCUAUGCUAAAUGUAUUCCUUACAUCACUGACUGUGUGGUUGGCGAGUUGGAGAAGCUGGGACAGAAAUACAGAGUGGCACUUAAGAUCAUCAAGGAUCCCAGGUUUGAGCGAAUAACAUGCCUACAUAAGGGAACAUAUGCAGAUGAUUGUCUUGUGCAGCGAGUUACACAGCAUAAGUGCUACAUUGUAGCAACAUGUGACAGAGAUUUGAAACGAAGGAUUCGCAAGAUUCCAGGUGUACCAAUUAUGUACAUCUCUCAGCAUAGGUACACAAUAGAACGGAUGCCAGAUGCAUAUGGUGCCCCAAAGACAUGAAUUUAUACCUCAAUUUUGUAUGAGUAAAAAUAAAUAUAAAUGAAAAAUUCCUGUUUUA
This is a messenger RNA of Zootermopsis nevadensis, 853 nucleotides long. It is a transcript of the gene Bka, whose product is annotated as FCF1 rRNA-processing protein Bka. The record is from RefSeq and is a predicted model, not a curated record. Lineage: Eukaryota; Metazoa; Arthropoda; Insecta; Blattodea; Termopsidae. Gene Ontology annotation, cellular component: small-subunit processome.